Mangifera indica (mango) is the source of this 1521-nucleotide messenger RNA. RefSeq names its product UDP-glycosyltransferase 84B1-like. NCBI's taxonomy places the organism in Eukaryota, Viridiplantae, Streptophyta, Magnoliopsida, Sapindales, Anacardiaceae. The record is from RefSeq and is a predicted model, not a curated record. The transcript has a single exon. The coding region runs from base 4 to 1419 and encodes 471 amino acids. Gene Ontology annotation, molecular function: UDP-glycosyltransferase activity.
CAAAUGGAUGGUGAAGAAGAAGUUCAUGUUCUGCUGGUGACACUUCCAAAGCAAGGGCAUAUUAACCCAAUGCUCAGGCUCGCAAAACGCCUCGUAUCAAAGGGCCUUCAUGCAGUUCUUGCCACCACUGAAAAUGAGCGUCACCGCUUGCUCCACUUCAAAGCCUCCGUCACUCAACAAACCAAUCCCCCUAAAACCCCCACAAUCAGCCUUGAGUUUUUCUCCGAUGGACUUAGCGAUGAAUUCGAUCGCGAAAAGUAUCUCGAGUCUUCCAUUGAAUCCUUACAAACUAUAGGGUCGAAGAAUCUUUCAAAUUUAAUUACCAAACUCAAAACCAAAUGCAAUAAAAUUUCCUGUAUAAUUACCAACCCUUUUAUGCCAUGGGUGCCCGGACUUGCAGAAGAACAUGGCAUCCCUUGUGCAGUUCUCUGGAUACAAGCUUCUGCAGUCUACUUCAUUUACUCGAAUUACUUUAAGCAUCCGUAUCUAUUUCCAUCGUUAGAUAAUCCAAACGACGCCGUGGAGUUGCCUGGUAUGCCAAUGCUACUAGUAAAGGAACUUCCUUCCUUUAUCCUUCCUUCUAGCCAUAUAUGUCUCACAAAAUUGGUUUCAGAUUUCGUUCAAAUGUUAGAUAAGGUGAAAUGGAUUCUGGGGAAUUCAUUCAACGAGCUAGAGAAGGAAAUAGUUGGGUCAAUGGGUUCACUACAGCAGAUUAUUCCUAUCGGUCCGUUAGUGCCGCCAUUUCUGCUAGGAGAAAAAGAAAUCAUAGCCGCUAGCAUGGAUUUGUGCAGGCCUGAAGAUUAUUGCAUAGAAUGGCUCGACAAGAAGCCACCUUCAUCGGUUAUUUACAUAUCAUUUGGCAGUCUAAUUGUAAUGACUCAGAAUCAAAUCGACAGCAUAGCAACGGCGUUAAGAAAAAGCUGUCGACAAUUUCUCUGGGUUGUUAAACCUCCGGAGAAAGGUUGUUCGAAGAGAAGUGGUGAAUUUCCACCUGGGUUCCUUGAAGACACAAAGGAAAGAGGAUUGGUGGUAAAAUGGUGUCCUCAAGAGAAAGUAUUGAUGCACCAGGCCGUGGCUUGCUUCAUGACCCACUGUGGGUGGAAUUCAACCCUAGAGACCAUCGCAACUGGGGUGCCCGUCAUUGCUUAUCCACACUGGACAGAUCAAUCCAUUGAUGCAAAACUUUUGGUUGAUAUUCUGAAGAUUGGUGUGGGGAUGAAAAAUGAAGAAGAUGGAACUCUUAGCGUAGAUGAAGUGGAAAAGUGUAUCAUGGAGAUGACUGAUAAAAACACGGCAACAGAAAUGAAGAAGAGGGCAAUUUUUUUUAAGGAGGCUGCAAAGAAAGCCGUAGCGAAUGGUGGUUCUUCAGAUCGGAAUCUGGAUACUUUUAUCAAUGAAAUACAAGGAAAAUCAUUCUAGGCUUUGACGUAAAAUCAUGAGCAUCACUGAAUUUGCCUCUUGUAAUCAGCAGCCAAUCACAUAAAUCAUUCGAUAUAUAUAUAUUUUCUUGUCCUGUCCCUA